Messenger RNA from Nannizzia gypsea CBS 118893, 669 nucleotides. Its product is annotated as RING finger and CHY zinc finger domain-containing protein 1. The record is from RefSeq and is a predicted model, not a curated record. The transcript has 2 exons. NCBI's taxonomy places the organism in Eukaryota, Fungi, Ascomycota, Eurotiomycetes, Onygenales, Arthrodermataceae. The coding region runs from base 1 to 669 and encodes 222 amino acids.
AUGAGUCAGCCAAUGCCUCCUGAAUUAAAAGAUACCAAUGCCCUUAUAUAUUGCAAUGAUUGUCACGCAAAGAGCGUUGUGCCAUACCAUUGGCUAGGCCUGAAGUGUGAGAUAUGCGAGUCGUACAACACUAUCCAAAGACAGUUGCUGAAUGGUAGUUACGAUCCGGCGCAGCCUACUGAAGGAAGACAGAACCCCGUUACUAGUGGUGGUGAAGGCCUCACCGUCCCUAUACCUGGAGCUUCCAAUGAUCACCGCACCGGAGCCAGGAAUUCCGUUAUUGAGACACCAGGUAAUCAUUUUCACGAGGCAUCUACUGAUAGUAGAGGCUCACAGGCGCGUAGCCUUCCGCAUACAUCUUUUCUUCAUGACUCGAGGGCAACCCCGAAGUCGCCAGUAGUAACGAACUACUUUGCCCUUAGCCGUCAGGAAGAUGUAGAUAACUCGACUUCCCAAUCCAGUGGACGCAUGCGAUUAACCAGAGGAAGCUUUAGUGGUUUCAAUUUUUGGAGUGGUGUAAAUAUAAAGGAAAGGCUCGGGCUAGUUGGGAGCAGUGAUGCCGAAACAGACCCUGGGAGUGAUGGUAGUUCAGACAACGAAGGAGAGAUGGAAGAUGACGAAGACGAGGACGAAAGUCCUGAUACCAUCGAUAUCUUUGGUCACCGCUAG